UUGGUGGAGGCAUUACAUACUGCUGGUGCUCGUGCUCUUAGCAACCGUGCCUCAGCAACAGAGCCACGGCAACAGAGCUCCACGGCAACAGCGUGCCGUGUCUCCCCAAUGGAGCUGCCAUUGGGCGGACCGGCUCUCAGGCACUACACCCAGAGCCGACCGAGACCUCACCGCCAAAAACUGAAUUAUCGUCCCAGCAGACCGCAGGAGACAAUAAUUGAGAGUGAAAAUGAAGUCCUCGAGCUCAUGGGGAGAGUGGAUGAAGGAGUUGAAGAGUUCUUUACAAAGAGAGUACUACCCACUGAUACACUGGACAAGGAAGAUGAGGAAUCUAUCACAGUACAUGAAGUGGCCCCGGCCAGCUCUGUCCCUUGUCCACCACCAACAAAAACACUCAGGAGGAAGCUCGGUGACUUCUUUACGCUCAAGAAGAGGCGAGGUUUGAAAUCAGAACCGAGCCAAGAGGGGCGUCCCAAAAAGGCCUCCAUCGCUGAUCUCAUUCGCCCUCUCAGGGAGGCCGCCAGGUCCGAAAAAGACAAAGAAAAGGACAGAGUGAAGGAACAUGACAGAGAGAAUGAAAAGGAGAGAGCGAAAGACCAUCCCAGUGCUGUUACUGGGGAGUCAGCUGUUCCGGAGAAACCUGUUACCGGUGAUGCGCCGCUGAGAGGCGAGGCAGUGCCUCCCCGCAGAGCUCUCAGAGAGGGGAAAUCCCAGUCUCUCAUUCUGCUGUCAGGAUCAGCAGCCGCCGGGCCCACCAACACCAGAAACACUGCAAAGAAACAGUUUGAAGGCCAACACAGCUUUGAGCAGAAACUCCAUCUCAUGCUUCAGCGCAUUGGAGUUUCCAAACCUCAGCCAGGAGACACAGAGAAUCAAGAGGGAGAGAUGAAGAAAGCAGAGUCUGAAGGUACCAUCAUUGACAGUAAGCCCGAGCCACCUCCUACUUUCUCAAAACCUCGAACAAUGUCUGCAUCUUCAGACACACGGCAUCAGAUCCGAGCGAGUGUGUCAGCACACGAGGCUGCUGGGAAACCCGCUCUGCUUCCAAAGCCAGUUAUCAAACCAGCUCCACCCCCCACAACGUCUGGCCGUAACACACCUGAGAAUGAGCUAACCCAGAUAAAGGAAAUGGAGGCAAGAACAUCCACUAAACUAAGUCCAGCUGCCGCCCCGCCAGCCCCUGCUGCUCUGACAAUUGCGGACUCAGUCCCUGACUCAGCCAGUGUUACAGUCUCCUCUUCGAGUGCUGUCACUCCCGCUGACACAGAUAUAUGCACUGACUCAGUUCAACCUACUGCCGCAGCUACGACACCCACAAGUAGUGCAGUGGUGCCGGACAGCAAAGCCUCUGUCUCUAAAACCAGUGCCCCAACCACCGAAAUAUCCACCCCUUUCCACCCAGGUGCCGCCACCCCAACAGAGCACCCCGACACUGUCUCAGUUCCUUCCACCUCCUCAGAGAGCAUUACCCCCAGUCCUUGUGUCACUUCCGCCUCAGAAACAAUAACGACGCCUUCUAUUACCACCCCGGAAACUGUUUCUGCCCCCAGCAUCCAAGGUUCAGUUUCCCCUGCUUCGGCAGAUCUGUCAACAAGGUCAGCCGUGGUCGAUCCAAAGGGGGAUCCCUCGGUUGAUGCUUUCCCGGCUGCAGGAGGUGAUGCAGAUACUCCUGUCACCACAGCAAAUUCUUUGCCCUCCACCAGAUUAUCUGAUAUGCCAUCAGGCUUAUCUGCUGACGUCAGACCAGUUUAUGAAGCUGGCCGUGAGCCCACUUCAGUGACCGGCAGUAGCUCUGAAACACGAGUGUCAUCAGUACCUGAAACUACGAGUCCUCCUCCUAACUCCAGCAUAAGAGUUACCGCUGCAGUCCCACACAGCAACUCCAUUAACACACCCUCCACCAUAGCCGCUACAUCCCUUCCUUCCACCACCACCACCACCAUUUCCUCUACCACCACUGAAAGCAUUAUCCAGAUAUCCAGCAGUGACACAAGCUCUGUCUCCACACCUGCCAUUUUUCAGUCAGCCACUUUUAGCCCAACUGAAAGCCCCGCACCCCCGACUUCUUCCAGUGAAACAAACCCAACAGACACCUGCUCCACUGCCUCCAGUUUAAAACGUGCAGAUACCACCUCCACCAGCAGUUCAGCACACUCAGCUGGUCCAGACCCAUCUUUCUCCAGUAACGUCAGCUCCACCAUCGCACCACCUGUCGCUAUCCUGCCCCCCGCUGAUAACUUAAGUGCCACUCACCAGUUGUCAAGCCCGGCACCCUCCAUUGAUAGUCCAGGCCAAGAUUUUGUUUCACAGGAAGAAGGAGCUUUGGUGGAAAAAAUAGAAAAGCCGAUAACAGAUAAAGUCACAGCAGGUGAGGAGCUCGGAGUUGUCCAAAAGAGCAAGCCAGCUGAGUCGGAAGAGAAGAGGGAGGUUAUCGAAAGCGGGACGAGGAGGGAGAGUGACAGUGACAAAUUGAUGCUUGACAACAGCGACGUGAUAAGAGAAGAAGUGAAAGCAGACAGUGUGAAAGUUGAAGAAGGCACUCUGGGUGAACCUGCAGUGGGGGGACUGGAACAGAGUGACCGAAGCCGAGACGAAGCUGUCACAAAGGCUCAAAAGCAAGAUGACGCUGCACCAGUGAGUGAGAAGUGAUUCACAUACGAAUACAUCGCUGAACAUGGGACCAACUACUGUGACGGGCAGGAGUGGACACAGUAAACAGUACGGGGAAGGAGGGGGGUGGCGGCAAUUCCAUGGCACUUCCUACAGGGACCACCACAUUACAGCAGCACACCACUGAGGGUGGGCCAAUGGACCAAAGAACUGAGAUCUCCUUGGUGUGAUGUGAUCAACAAAUCCAGCAGUGUUUUGUCCUUUUUUUUUUUUUUGUAACUUAUGUUUGAUAUUUUGCAUUGCACGUAUAAUUAUGUACCAUAAAAAAGUAUUGUGUAAAAUACAUCAUGUUUACAAUAUAUGGAUAAGAGACAUAGAUAUGACUAAUAAAUGGAAUAUUGAAUUGACAGAGUCCCUCUCUAUGCUUUUUAAUGUGUGAAUGUUUUGUAUGAUUAUUUCUUGUGUUUCUGACCAGCACAAUGACAAGCCUUUAUGUUUGUUUAAAGAUGUGUGUGUGUGUGUUAAAACUGUGGAAACUGUGUUAUUUGUAAAGGACUACACAAUGUGUUUAAGACAAAUGUGAAUGUUUUUAAUGUCUUCAUUAAACUAUGUUGGGAGACAAAAUCAAAUAAAACAAGUAUUUUAUCGGUCAGAAAAUCA
Molecule: messenger RNA, 3270 nt
Organism: Menidia menidia (Atlantic silverside)
Lineage: Eukaryota; Metazoa; Chordata; Actinopteri; Atheriniformes; Atherinopsidae
Source: the annotation of a GenBank genome assembly